UAUAUGUCGCCAUCUUUUAUUAGAAUUGGGCAGCUGUUUCCACUUUAAUCGUAAAUUUAGGAACAAUAACGACAUUCGCCGGCCCUUUUAACUUCUUGUUUGUUAGUAAUUAAGUGCCGGAAUGCCGAGGAGAGCGAAAAAGGACGAGGAUUCCGAGGAUCUGCAGUCGUUCCUCAGCAAUUUCCAUAAGGAAAUCGAUGGCAGCAACGAUGACAAGGUGGUGCACACCAUCCUGAGGGCCAUAAGCGCCGAGAAUGGCGAAGUGGACGACGAGGAGGAGGCGGGCCAAGAUGCGGAGGCAGACAAGUCAAAUCAGGAGGAGCAGCAGGCGGAGAGGGAGGAGGAGGAAGAUGACGACGACGACGAGGACAAGUACUUCAUAGAUGACGAGGGCAACUGCUACAUCAAGACGACGCCCAAGAAGCAAAAGGAGCUGCAGCAGAAGCUCAAGCAGGCGGCUGCCAAGCCCGGAAGACCCAAAGCCACCAAUAAAUCCAUCAACCUGCGGCCGGCCAAGUCGCCGCCAAAAGGUGCCCCAUUCAAGUCACCACCAGAACCCAAACCCAUCAGUGUUCGUCCAGCGCGAGGGGCUGCAGCCAAGGCCAAGCAGAUUGAAAUGCCAUCGCCAACGGUUCCAGCUCCAGCAACAGCCACAGCCACAAAAGUACCCGCCACUAGGGGCAGGCCCAGGAAGAACCCGAUUCUACCCAAACCCGAGCCCAUUGAUCUGGAGCGGGAGAUCGAGGAGUUGGUGGAUGACCCGGACAUCAGUUCAGUGGUCAGCGAUCUGGCGGACUACACAGUGGACAGUGCUGCCGUUGAAGCAGCUACCUCUGUGCUGGAACCAAACGAGAACGAGGUGUACGACUUCGAGGCAGAUGACAAGAAGGACCUGGACUUUGUGCUCAGUAGCAAGGAGGUGAAGCUGAAGCCAGCCGUGCAGAAUGCCUCCGGAGGACAAAAGUACUCAUGCCCCCACUGUCCGUAUGCGGCCAACAAGAAGUUUCUGAUCACGCGCCACUGCCGGAACCACGAUGUGGUGCCCGCCUUCAAGUGCUCCAUCUGCGAGCGGUCCUUCCGCACGAAUGUGGGACUGCAGAACCACUUGAACACGCACAUGGGCAAGAAGCCGCACAAGUGCAAGUCCUGCGAGAGUGCCUUCACCACCAGUGGCGAACUGAUCCGGCACACGCGCUACAAGCACACCAAGGAGAAGCCGCACAAGUGCACGGAGUGCAGCUACGCCAGCGUGGAGCUAACCAAGCUGCGUCGCCACAUGACCUGCCACACGGGCGAGCGACCAUUCCAGUGUCCGCACUGCACCUACGCCUCGCAGGACAUGUUCAAGCUGAAGCGACACCUGGUCAUCCAUACGGGCGAAAAGAAGUACCAGUGCGACAUCUGCAAGUCGCGAUUCACGCAGUCCAACUCGCUGAAGGCCCACAAGCUCAUCCACAGCGUGGUGGACAAGCCCGUCUUCCAGUGCACCCUCUGCCCGACGACCUGCGGCCGGAAGGCUGACCUGCGCAUCCACAUCAAGCACAUGCACACCUCGGACCGGCCGAUUAUGUGCCGGCGCUGCGACCAGAUGCUGCCCGAUCGCUACCAGUACAAGCUGCACGUGAAGUCGCACGAGGGCGAGAAGUGCUACCGCUGUACGCUCUGCAGCUACGCCUCGGUGACCCGGCGCCACCUGGACUCGCACAUGCUCAUCCACCUGGACGAGAAGCCGUUCCAGUGCGAGCAGUGUCCGCAGUCCUUCCGCCAGCGCCAGCUGUUGCGACGCCACAUGAAUCUCAUACACAACGAGGAGUACCAGCCGCCGGAGCCGCGCGCCAAGAUGCACAAGUGUCCCAGCUGCUCGCGGGAGUUCACCCACAAGGGCAACCUGAUGCGGCACAUGGAGGUGCACGACAACACGGUGAAUGCUCGCGAGAAGCAGCGACGCCUCAAAAUGGGCAGGAAUCUGCGAAUCCAGAAGGAUGGCACUGUGGUGGCGUUGGUCAAGGAGCAAGACUUCAUAAACUUGGACGGAGACGAAAACGAAGAGGAGGACAACCCAGAGAGCUAUGUCCUGGCCGAUAUCGAGCCGGAGAACUCAGGGGAUGAGGAUCACAACGAAGAGGAGCGGGUCAUACCCGAUACUAUUCUGACCAGACAGAAAACCAAGCCCGCACCUGUUAUUAUCAACAAGCAGGCGCGUCAGAAUUCCCAGCCCACGAUCAUCAAUCGACGUCUUCGGAGCAAGGGUGGCACCAAGACGUUCCACAUCAAGGAGGAACCGGACAACUCGGACUUUACCGUGGAACUCCAGGGUGAUGACGGCGAGGUUAUGGUCGUCGAGCUGGUUAACGGAGAGGAUGAGGUGGUGGUCAAGCACGAGCCGAGCGCGGCCUCCAAGAUUAAUGCCAACAACUGCUUUGGCUUCGAGGAGGACGAUGAAUAUGACGAAUUUGAGGCCCCGGAGAACGGAGUUGAAGGCACUUCACAGGAGUUUCUGCAACUGAUGGAUAUGAUUGAGCAGGAUACUUAGUCCCCUGAAAAAAAAACAAAAAAUAAAGAAAAGUUAUUAAGACUAACUUAUGUACAUACCAAGGAUACCAUAACGUAAUUCUACGUUACAUUGUUUUCUAUUUAAAUACAAAUUUAAAGUUUAAACAUUA
This is a messenger RNA of Drosophila elegans, 2663 nucleotides long. RefSeq names its product transcriptional repressor CTCF (gene CTCF). Gene Ontology annotation, cellular component: nucleus. The transcript is spliced from 4 exons. Lineage: Eukaryota; Metazoa; Arthropoda; Insecta; Diptera; Drosophilidae. Bases 122 to 2533 code for a protein of 803 amino acids. The record is from RefSeq and is a predicted model, not a curated record.